AUGUCAUUCCUCACGGGGACAUCAUUGCAAUGGGCCAUCACAGCUACUGCUGGCAGCGGCUUUCUGCUAUUUGGCUAUGACCAGGGUGUUAUGUCUGGUCUAUUAAGCGGUGAUGCAUUCACCGCGAGAUUUCCCGAAAUUGACACCACUUCAACCGGUCAUGGAAGUUCAUCUUUGCAAGGAACAGUCGUUGCUAUCUAUGAAAUUGGCUGCUUCUUGGGUGCAAUCAUUUCUCUACUUGUUGGUGAGAGACUUGGACGACGCAAGUGCAUAUUGGCUGGGUGUGUCAUUUUAAGCAUUGGCGCUGCUCUUCAAUGCAGUGCCUAUGGGAUCCCUCAACUCAUCGUUGGACGAAUUGUUGCGGGAGUUGGCAAUGGUCUCAACACCAGUACUAUCCCGGUCUGGCAUUCGGAAUUGAGCAAAGCUGCGAGUCGUGGUAAAGGGCUUGCCAUUGAAUUGGGAAUCAACAUUUUUGGUGUUAUGAUGUCCUAUUGGGUUGGUGAGUAUAGAUCGCUGAUCAAACAUGGCAAUGAAGACAAAGCACGCCAUGUCAUCUGGAGACUCCAAGAAAAUGCCAAGGAAAUUGACGAAAAUGACGCUGUUGUUGGCAUUGAUGUCCGAGAAAUCUCGCAAGCAAUCAGAGAUGAAACUGAGGCCUCCGCCGAAGGUUCUUUCAAGCUUAUCUUCCAGAAUGGCGACCAGAAGUUCCUGCACCGAACUCUAUUGGGCAUGGGCGGACAAAUGAUGCAGCAGAUUUCAGGAAUCAACUUAAUUACCUACUAUGCAACAGAGAUUUUUGAACAGUCUGUGGGCAUGUCGCAUAACACCGCCUUGCUCCUGUCUGGGUUUAAUGGCAUUGCUUACUUUUUCUCCUCAUUGGUUCCCAUUUGGGUUAUUGAUCGACUUGGUCGCCGAAAGUUGAUGAUGUUUGCGGUGGUUGGUCAAGGCUGUUGCAUGGCUAUUUUGGCAGGCACUGUUUCGAAUGGUGGUCAUGCAGCGGGCCUUGUUGCGACCGUGAUGCUAUUCAUGUUCAACUUCUUUUUCGGCGUUGGCCUCCUAGCUAUUCCUUGGCUCCUGCCGGCCGAAUAUUCCCCCCUGGCUAUCCGAACCCAAUCAGCGGCUCUUGCCACUGCAACUAAUUGGAUUUGCACAUUCUUGGUUGUGGAAAUUACCCCGGUCAGCAUUUCAAACAUUGGAUAUAAGACAUACAUUUACUUUGCCGUCUUCAACUUCUGCUUCCUCCCUCUUAUUUACUUCUUCUACCCGGAGACGCGCAAUCUCACUUUGGAGCAGAUCGACAAGCUCUUCACCGGUGGCAAGGUCCAACUUUACUGGCAGCCAUCUAUGGGUAUGGCCGGCGAUGUCGACACUCGCAUUGCUUGUGGAAAGGAGACAGAAGCUGGGGUCGAAGCCGCACAACAUGUUGAAUAA
Molecule: messenger RNA, 1431 nt
Organism: Penicillium verhagenii
Lineage: Eukaryota; Fungi; Ascomycota; Eurotiomycetes; Eurotiales; Aspergillaceae
Exons: 12
Coding region: 1-1431 (476 amino acids)
Biological process (GO): transmembrane transport; carbohydrate transport
Cellular component (GO): membrane
Molecular function (GO): carbohydrate:proton symporter activity
Source: RefSeq, a predicted model, not a curated record